AUGGUUUCGCGAGCUCUUAUUACCGGUCUGAGGGCCUGGCAGCUUAUUUGCGCCAUCCUCGUCGUGGCCUUCAUGGCCAACAACAUUGAUCGCGCAGACAACGGAACCCACAGCAUCGUCAACUACUCGCUCUUCGUGGGUCUGUGGUGGCUCCUGUCUCUGAUCUACUUCAUCCCCACAUCCUUUAUCGACAAGUUCAGCAUCCCCAUUGUCGAUGUCGCCAUGGACGCGCUGAGCGUGCUCUUCUCGUUCUGCGCCGCCGUUGCGCUGGCCGCAUAUCUCGGCGCGCACAGCUGUUCGAACAGGGCCUACACCACCUCAAAUGGCGUCUGCAACUCCUCGGCUAACACCGAGCAAAACUGCCGCCAGGCGCAAGCCACCUGCGCCUUCCUCUGGUUCGGCUUCGCCGCCUUUGUCGCAACCCUCGCCAUCAACGUCAUGAACGGCAGCGGCAGCGGCGUCAACAUGCGCGGCGGCAUCCGCCGUGGCGGACCCUCCAUGAGCCAGGUCUAG
Molecule: messenger RNA, 513 nt
Organism: Parastagonospora nodorum SN15
Lineage: Eukaryota; Fungi; Ascomycota; Dothideomycetes; Pleosporales; Phaeosphaeriaceae
Exons: 3
Coding region: 1-513 (170 amino acids)
Biological process (GO): eisosome assembly; protein localization to plasma membrane
Cellular component (GO): eisosome; plasma membrane
Source: RefSeq, a predicted model, not a curated record